CUGAAGUGAUAGAACAAUGUCUGGACGUGGCAAAGGAGGUAAAGGACUCGGAAAGGGAGGCGCCAAGCGUCAUCGUAAGGUUCUUCGUGAUAACAUCCAGGGUAUCACCAAGCCCGCUAUCCGCCGCCUGGCUCGCCGUGGUGGUGUGAAGCGAAUCUCUGGUCUGAUCUAUGAGGAGACUCGUGGUGUGCUGAAGGUUUUCCUGGAGAACGUGAUCCGUGAUGCCGUCACCUACACCGAGCACGCCAAGAGAAAGACCGUCACCGCCAUGGAUGUCGUUUAUGCUCUGAAGCGUCAGGGCCGUACUCUGUACGGUUUCGGCGGUUAAAGACAUGAUUUGACCAACAAACCAAAGGCUCUUUUAAGAGCCGCCCAUCUUUUCAGUAGAGGCAUCAUGUCCAAUGUCAUACAAUGUAUUUGUUAUUGACCUAUCUUUAUAUUUUCUCAAAGGGAUACUACAUACACCAACGAAUUAGCCAGUCUCUGUGUGGUACAGCAUAAGUUAUAUAACAUGUUUAUUUAGAUUUGUGUUUUCCCGGUGUGAUUGGACUGCUCAGUGCUCAGAAGGAAACAAAGGAUGUACCAGGAGCCCGCGAAAACUGCAGUGUAGAACUGAGAGCACGGCCUUACAGUCGGUUUGUAAGUUGUGGCUGCCCCCUGUCGUUAGCACUCAAAAAUGUUUUCAUUUGGUAAGCUAUUCAAAUUCGUGAUGUCGCCCAGACCCAAAGAUCCCCCACUUGAACUAUGUUGAGCACUGCUGAGUUGCAAAGGAGUUCAUUUCACAAGACACAAGCAGAAUGCACUAUUAUAUUUGUUAUAUCCAAUGCCAGUUGCGAAAUUGCACGAUUAUUGUGAACACUGAGUAAUCCCUAUUGCAAUCAUACUAAUGAUAAUACUUAUCAGUUUAAGCAACCAAUGCAUGUAAAAAUGGCAUAGGCUACUUUUUUAUUAUUAUUAAAUUAAAUGUUGAACGUGGCUCACCACCAGACACAUGGCAUCUUAAGAAUCGCUUUGGGCUGAGUGAGCUUAAGCGACACAAUCAUAGGACACUAGUUCAGGGGGCUGCUAGAAAAUG
Messenger RNA from Sardina pilchardus (European sardine), 1075 nucleotides. RefSeq names its product histone H4. Gene Ontology annotation, biological process: nucleosome assembly. Lineage: Eukaryota; Metazoa; Chordata; Actinopteri; Clupeiformes; Clupeidae. Gene Ontology annotation, molecular function: protein heterodimerization activity; structural constituent of chromatin; DNA binding. The transcript has a single exon. The coding region runs from base 17 to 328 and encodes 103 amino acids. Gene Ontology annotation, cellular component: nucleosome. The record is from RefSeq and is a predicted model, not a curated record.